Molecule: messenger RNA, 10571 nt
Organism: Bufo gargarizans (Asiatic toad)
Lineage: Eukaryota; Metazoa; Chordata; Amphibia; Anura; Bufonidae
Gene: HCFC1
Product: host cell factor C1
Exons: 26
Coding region: 1115-7729 (2204 amino acids)
Biological process (GO): regulation of DNA-templated transcription; chromatin remodeling
Cellular component (GO): histone methyltransferase complex
Molecular function (GO): protein binding; transcription coactivator activity
Source: RefSeq, a predicted model, not a curated record
UUACCACAGACUAUGGCGGCUGGACUCCAAUGACCGGUCACUGAGGGGUUAAUGGCGCAGACAUGGCGCCCGCAGCGCCUGUGCCUCCAGUUGCUAUAUUCCCCCUAUCAAUUCUAAAGUGCUCGCACAUAGGCCGCACCGAGCGUCCCUCACCACCACCACCCCAGCAUCGCACAAUCCCCGCCUCCAUCUUAUUGUCUCCGGAGGAGGAGGAAGAAGGGAGGCGGGCGCUGACAAGAUGGCGGCUCCCAGGGAGGCGUGAAAAGAGGCUCCGGUGCCCUGUAACGUGUUUGCACACCGAUAAUCACGGUUGCCGACGUUUUUUAAGCUCCUUUCGUUCGGGCAGUUCAUUGCUCCCGUCAGUUUGGCUCCGUUUCUCCUCACAUCCCCUGAGUUGCACUAGAUAAGCGGUGGCGGCGGGGGUGGAGCCUUCACUUUCAGCCUCCAUUUACACACCGCCGUAUUGUCGGGGCUGAUUUCCUUCCCCCAGUCUCCGUGUCCUGACGUUACUUCCAUUUUUAAACCGGAGGAAGAAAGAAGACAGCGGCGGCUGCGGGUUUUUCCCAGUGUGUGUGUGUGUGUGUGUUGUCGCCCCGCUCGCGGCCAUCUUUGGUUUUCCCCUACCAGCUCUUUAUUGGUUUGUUUGGACGGCACAAGAUGGCGGCUCCCAUGGACUCCCUCAGCUUCGCCGCUCCCGGGCGACUUUAAAGAAAACAGCGAGGCCAGGGAAGGGGGGCGACCGGCGGAGGACGUGCUGCCAGUCCACGGCCUACGGGACGAGAGCAGAAUUCGGACAAGCUGGUGGAAGAGGCGACGAGAGGCGCGGGAAUCAGUUUGUUUUCUCUCCGGCCGCCGUCAUAAAAUGGCGGCUCCCAUGGACUCCACAGCGCCAUAGUGAGAACCGGCUCGGAGAAGGCCUCAACCCCGGCUUUUCUUAUUUUACCUGUCAAGAUUUUUAUACCCGGCCGCCAGGGCCUGACAGGAGUGGCGAGCCGUCGUUACCCGCCUCCUUCCGUCAUAUUUUAUCUCCCGUUUUUUUGCUUUCUAUACUCGUUUAACCGGCGACCGUGACAGGAAAGCAGCCCCCGCUGUGUCAGUGUGAGCCGCCACCGCCAUGGCUUCCACACCGGCGGUGACCGGUUCAUCCUCCGCCCUGCAGCCCCGUUGGAAACGAGUGGUCGGUUGGUCGGGCCCAGUCCCUAGGCCCCGGCACGGACACAGGGCCGUGGCCAUCAAGGAGUUAAUCGUAGUUUUCGGCGGAGGAAACGAAGGGAUCGUGGACGAGUUGCACGUCUAUAAUACGGCAACCAACCAGUGGUUCAUUCCUGCAGUGAGAGGCGAUAUUCCUCCGGGUUGUGCCGCCUAUGGUUUUGUCUGUGAUGGCACUCGUCUUCUUGUCUUCGGAGGAAUGGUGGAGUAUGGAAAAUACAGCAAUGACUUGUAUGAGUUGCAGGCAAGCAGAUGGGAAUGGAAGAGAUUAAAAGCAAAAACACCCAAAAAUGGCCCCCCUCCAUGUCCUCGCCUUGGACACAGCUUUUCAUUGGUGGGAAGUAAAUGUUAUCUGUUUGGAGGAUUGGCAAAUGAUAGUGAAGACCCAAAGAACAACAUUCCCAGGUACCUGAAUGAUCUCUAUAUAUUGGAGCUCCGUCCUGGCUCUGGGGUUGUAGCUUGGGACAUUCCCAUCACAUAUGGCAUUCUCCCACCUCCUCGAGAAUCACAUACUGCAGUUGUAUAUACAGAAAAAGACAGCAAAAAAUCCCGCCUGGUGAUCUAUGGUGGUAUGAGUGGAUGCCGGCUUGGCGAUCUCUGGAUAUUGGACAUAGACACGCUGACAUGGAAUAAACCCAAUCUAAAUGGCGUUGCUCCUCUUCCUCGAAGUCUUCAUUCUGCCACAACUAUAAGCAACAAGAUGUAUGUUUUUGGGGGCUGGGUGCCUUUAGUAAUGGAUGAUGUCAAAGUGGCCACUCAUGAGAAGGAAUGGAAAUGUACGAACACCCUCGCCUGUCUCAACCUUGACUCCAUGGCAUGGGAACACAUUGUCAUGGACACCUUGGAGGACAACAUUCCACGGGCUCGCGCCGGCCAUUGUGCCGUGGCAAUUAAUACGCGUUUGUAUAUAUGGAGUGGUCGGGAUGGAUACCGAAAGGCCUGGAAUAACCAAGUGUGUUGUAAAGACCUCUGGUACCUUGAAACAGAAAAACCCCCAGCACCUGCUCGUGUUCAGUUAGUUAGAGCAAAUACUAACUCUCUAGAGGUAAGCUGGGGCGCUGUAUCAACAGCAGACAGUUAUUUGCUGCAACUUCAGAAGUACGACAUACCAGCUGCUGCAGCAGCAAUGACGCCGGCCAAUCCAGUUCCGUCUGUGCCAGUGAAUCCGCCCAAGAGUCCAGCUCCUGCUGCCGCUGCGCCAACAGUACAACCUGUAGCACACACUGGCAUUACCCUGGUACCUCAGCCUGCCUCUAUGCCUCCUACAACAGCCACCAUACAGGUCUUGCCCGCAAUUCCUGGGAACCCAGUUGCCGUUUCUGCUGCUGCCCGUCCUCAAGCUGUUCUGAAGGUUGGCGGACCUCAGUCCACAGUGGGCACACCGCUCGUUACUGUUCGGCCAGCUACUCAAGUUGGGAAAGCGCCUGUAACAGUCACAUCUCUUCCUCCUGGUGUGCGAAUGGUGGUACCUGCCCAGAGUGCACAAGGGACUACUAUUGGUGGCAGUCAGCCCAUGAGUGGCAUGGCAGCUCUUGCUGCAGCAGCUGCUGCUACACAGAAGAUCCCUCCCUCCUCUGCGCCAACAAUGUUGAGUAUGCCUGCUGGAACUGCCAUGGUAAAAUCUGUCGCCAUGUCAUCUGCUACCACAACACUCCCAACAUCUAUGAAAAUGGCAUCAUCUCCAAUUAUGGUCAGUAAUCCAGCCACACGAAUGCUGAAAACUGCCGCAGCUCAAGUGGGCACUUCAGUUUCUUCUGCAGCCAAUACACAGACUCGUCCAAUCAUUACAGUGCAUAAGUCGGGCACUGUCACAGUUGCACAGCAAGCCCAAGUUGUAACUACAGUAGUCGGCGGUGUCACAAAGACUAUCACUCUUGUUAAAAGUCCAAUUUCUGUGCCUGGUGGCAGCACCCUGAUUUCAAAUCUUGGUAAAAUGAUGUCUGUAGUUCAGACCAAACCAGUCCAAACCUCUGCUAUAACAGGACAGGCGUCUUCUGGGCCCUUAACCCAGAUUAUUCAGACAAAGGGACCUCUCCCUGCAGGAACCAUUCUGAAGUUGGUGACCUCAGCAGAUGGCAAACCAACAACAAUUAUCACGACCACACAGGCUGGAGGAACAGGCACCAAACCCACCAUCCUAGGCAUCAGCAGCGUAUCGCCCAACACAACAAAGCCUGGUACCACAACGAUCAUUAAGACUAUCCCUAUGUCUGCUAUUAUCACACAAGCAGGAGCAACAGGUGUUACAAACACUGCUGGGAUGAAGUCACCAAUCACCAUCCUGACAACUAAGAUGGUAACAUCAGGCACUGGAACUCCUGCUAAAAUAAUUACCGCUGUCCCCAAGCUUACAAGUCAUGGUCAGCAGGGAUUAACCCAGGUUGUUUUAAAGGGGGCACAUGGCCAGCCUGGCACUUUCCUCCGAACCGUUCCAAUGGGUGGCGUCAGACUAGUCACACCUGUAACUGUAUCGUCUGUCAAACCUACCGUAACAACCCUAGUUGUUAAGGGUACCACAGGGAUGACCAGUUUAGGCACUGUCACAGGGACAGUUUCUUCAAGCCUGGCAGGAGCUGGGGUGCAUAACACUGCUUCCCUUGCAACUCCAAUAAAUACUUUGGGAACCAUUGCAACCCUUUCUAGUCAAGUGAUUAAUCCUGGAGCCAUUACAAUGUCUGCAGCACAAACUUCUCUGACUGCGGCCUCUGGUCUGAGCACACCAACAAUCACUAUGCAGCCAAUAUCGCAGCCAACCCAAGUAACGUUAAUCACCACUCCUAGUGGGGUUGAAGCACAACCCGUGCAUGACCUUCCUGUCUCCAUCUUGGCUUCACCAACCAGUGAUCAACCCACUGCAACUGUAACUAUAGCAGAUUCAGGUCAAGGAGACCAGCCGCCUGGCACUGUUACACUUGUGUGUUCCAAUCCUCCCUGUGAGACACAUGAAACAGGAACUACAAAUACUGCAACCACCACCCUUGUCAACCUCAACAGCAUUGUACAACAACCAGGUGGCACCUUGCAGUUUGUUUGUGAAGGCCAGGAACCAGGAACAUUUGUAGCUACAGCUCUAGGUCAGGCAAAUGGCAACAUUGUCAGGGUCUGUUCCAAUCCUCCUUGUGAAACUCACGAAACCGGAACCACACAAACGUCAUCCACAGCAAUGUCAAAUAUCACCAGUGGACAACCAGGGACUGUAGUAAGAAUAUGUUCUAAUCCCCCUUGUGAGACCCACGAUACUGGAACCACCCAGACAUCAACUACAGCAACAGCAAACAUUGGCAGCGGACAGCCAGAAACGGCAGGUAAUGUGUGUUCUAAUCCACCACGUGAAAUUCAUGAUACCGGCACAACUCCAACUCCCACAACUGCAAGGUCAAAUAUUGGCACUGAACAGAACGAGCUCUUGCAGAGACAGGCGCAUAAUCAGCCAUGUGAGACUUUCCAGACUGUAUCUACCCAUACUGUCAUGACUUCGCAUGCCAAUGUUCAGUCAGAAAAGGUACCGCAAGUUUGCUCCAACCCACCUUGUGAAACCCAUGAGACUAAUACUAUCAACACUGCUACUACGGCUUCGUCUAACUUGGCAUCGGAGCAGCCAAGUGAUGUUGCUAGGGUGUGUAUAAAUCGACCAUCUGAAAAUCAUGAAACUGGCACUACUCACACGCCAACCACAGCAAGAUCAAAUAUAGGCACAGGACUUUCAGAGAACCAAAAUAGAACCCUAAACAACCCACCAUGUGAGACUCAUCAAACCAUUUCCACAAAAACGACCAUGUCGGUGCAGGCAGAUUACAGUUCUGGGUCAUCUAACCUUAUAGAGGUGGAAAAUAGUGGUGCGGCAUCUACCAAAGAUGGUGAAAAGUCAAGUCCUGCUAAAACGCAGUCACUCUCCUCGAAACAUCCUUGUGAGACUCUGAUGACUGGCACUACUCAAACUGCAACCACGGCCAAAUCCUGCAUAAACUCUGGAACACCUGAAAGUAACCAGCAGCAUUCAGACGGUGAUCCUUGUGAGACCCAUCAAGCAAAUUCCACAAGUACAACUAUGAGUUUGUCUGCCGACAAAGCAAGUGAUGAUGAUCAGAGUGCAAAACCAGUAUGUUCUAACCCACCUUGUGAGACUCAUGAAACUGGUACUACAAACACCCAAACUACAGCAAGGUCUGGUAAUGGCACAGAACAAACCACUGGUGAGACUCAUCAGACAACUUCUACAGGGACUGUUAUGAUGGCGUCUGAAUCGCAGCCCAACACUUUAGAACAACGGGUAUGCUCCAACCCGCCGUGUGAGACCCACGAAACAAAUACCACCAACACUGCAACUACAUCUUCGUCCAGCAUGGGAAGCAAUCCACCCCCUGCAGCUCCUACGCAACAGGUCUGCUCAAACCCACCUUGUGAAACGCAUGAGACGGGAACAACCCAUACUUCCACAACAGUCACCUCCAACAUGGGGACGAAUCAAGACCAGACACCAGCUGCAAAUGGGCAAGGAGAGGAGGAGACUGUACCCACUGAGGAAUCUGCUUCAAGUAGCACCCCCAGUGACUCCGCUGCAACGUCCUCUGUGACUAUUGUAGCAGUGGAAGCCUCUUCUUCUCCAGUACAUUCAGCAGUUCCAGUUGUCUCCAGGGCAGUGACAACUGUAACACAGUCAACAGCAAUACCUGGUCCUUCUGUACCAAAUAUUGCAUCUUUGACUGACCCACCUACGGAAGACGGCGUGCAGGGUCCAGAAGCGGUCCCUUGCACUGAGCAGAGUGAAGCUCCCCUCUCUGCUGACAUCCUCCAGCCUCCUGAAGAUGUUCAGGCAGAGCCAGAGGCACAGCCUAUGGACACUGCGGUGCCGGAGCAUACCGAAGCAGAGCUACAAGCUGCAAUGGAAGCAGAACAUGCUCAGGAGGCUGCUGCAGCAGCCGAGCAGCAGGCUGUAGAACAGUUGUCCCUCCCUCAGGAACUUAUGGCAGAGGGGCAGACAACGACGCUCAUGGUCACAGGGUUAACACCAGAAGAACUGGCAGUUACAGCUGCAGCUGAAGCUGCUGCCCAAGCUGCUGCCACAGAAGAGGCUCAAGCCCUGGCUAUUCAGGCCGUGCUGCAGGCUGCACAGCAAGCAGUGAUGGGUUUCCAAGCAGCAGCUGGAGAGCCAAUGGACACCUCUGACGUGGCUCAUGCGGAGCUGCGUCAUCUGACGUCUGAAGGACCCACCACCACGAUACCCAUAGUUCUAACGCAGCAAGAACUUGCAGCAUUGGUUCAUCAGCAGCAACAGCUACAAGAAGCCCAACAUCAGCAACAGUUACAGCAUCAGCUUCAACAGCAACAGUUGCAGCAUCAGCAACAGUUGCAGCAACAAUUGCAGCAUCAGCAACAGUUGCAUCAACAGCAGCAGCUACAGCAACAACAGUUACAGCAGCAGCAGCUACAACAGCAGCAAUUACAGCAGCAGCAGCUACAGCAACAGCAGUUACAGCAGCAGCUACAGCAACAGCAGUUACAGCAGCAGCAGCUACAGCAACAGCAGUUACAGCAACUUCAGAUACAGCAAUUGCACCAUGUUCCUACGGAGGCCUUGGCACCAGCAGACAGCCUCAAUGACCCUGCCAGUGAAAGCAAUGGACUUAAUGAGCUUACUAGUGCAGUGACCAGUGCUGUGUCACUUCUGCCAUCUACUGCUACAGACAGUUUGGCUCCUACGAACACAUUCACUGCACCUCAACCUGUGGUGAUCGCUAGUCCUGCUAAAAUGCAGGCGGCAGCAGCACUUACCGAAGUGGCAAACGGCAUUGAGUCAAAGCAAGAUUCUCCACCACAGCAGCCGAAAGCUCCGUUAAAAAAAGAGAACCAGUGGUUUGACGUAGGCGUUAUCAAAGCUACUAAUAUGAUGGUCACACAUUACUACUUACCUGCUGAUGAUUCUACUAAUGAUGAUGACUCCGGUGCUCUCCCAGAUUACACUCAGUUAAAGAAGCAGGAACUUCAGCCAGGCACUGCCUACAAGUUCCGUGUUGCUGGCAUAAAUGCCUGUGGUCGCGGACCAUUCAGUGAAAUCUCGGCCUUUAAGACCUGCCUGCCUGGUUUCCCAGGUGCUCCUUGUGCCAUAAAGAUCAGCAAGAGCCCAGAUGGUGCUCACCUGACGUGGGAACCUCCUUCUGUCACUUCUGGGAAGAUCAUAGAGUACUCAGUAUAUCUUGCAAUUCAGAGCAGUCAGAGCAGUGGAGAACAGAAAACAACACCAGCUCAGUUGGCAUUCAUGCGGGUAUACUGUGGCCCUAAUCCCUCCUGCCUGGUGCAGUCCUCGAGCCUUUCAAAUGCUCAUAUAGACUAUACCACAAAACCUGCCAUCAUCUUCCGUAUUGCAGCACGUAAUGAGAAGGGGUAUGGACCUGCCACCCAAGUUAGGUGGUUGCAAGAAUCCAGCAAGGAUGGUGCAGCCGGAAAACCCGGAAAUAAGCGUCCAGUGUCUUCUCCAGACAUGAAAUCGACUCCAAAGAAAGCAAAGCCUGAUCACCCAUGAUCCUUGAAGCACCGAACCCAACCUAAAAUUGAUGCUUAAACAUCUUGACUCCAUGCAGUUCCUCAGUGUACAUCCUUUUAACUGUUUCGCCUUCCUCCUUGUUGCUAAGAAUCAGUAGAAAGGAUUGAUACUCUGCUUCCUCCACCUCCUCAUUUCCGUGUUAAUGAGAACAUUGGGAAAAGCACAUUUUUACUUUUUUUUUUCUUUUCUCUCCAUUUAGUUUCCCCUUGCAAAGAUUGUUUGUUUGUUUUUUUUGUAUUUGUAUGGAGAGGAAUUGCAGGAGCCACGGGACUUAGAACUGUGCAAACCUUCAGAUUUUGCCAGCUUUGCACAAGCAGACAGGCCUAGUAAUGCAGCUUCUUACUAAAACGCUCAAGAAGAAUUAUUAUUCAGGUCUUUUUGCUUGUUUGGCUUUUGAUUUUUCUUUUGUGAAAUGUCAGAGGGGAUUUGGGGGAAAAUACACAACUUUUGUCAACAGAAGAAGCACUUGGACUUUUCACCUCAAUGUAGCUGAUUAAGUUUUUUUUAAAAAGACAUGUGUAAAGGGGUGCCCUGUAAAAACUGCCUGAUAGGCCCAUCUGAAUGCUAUUUUUUAAGUAUCUCGCCUGGAUGGCAAUGCUGCGUGAAGCAAAGAAGUUGGCAUUCCGGACAUCUGGACGUGAUUCCUGGAACUUAAUUGCCAGAGUAUAUCUCCCCCCCCCCCCCCCCCCCCUUUGCUUGGUUGAAUUGUGCAGCCAUGUACACACUGUUACAAAAGCAAACCCGACUUGCCAGCUAGUAACACAAUGGAGUUUCACUUUAGAGCGCAUUGUCUGCCUGGUUUCAUCUGAGCUCUGCUGGGGUGAAUUCAUUCAUGAGCUCUUGGAAAUGGCGAACUGGUUGUAAAGGAAGUUACGAAGAAAGUUGAAACGCACCGUCAGAAUUUCAGAAAUUUUUAUAGAUAUAUAUAUAUAUAUUGCAAUUUUGUUUUGAAAUGAAGGUUUUUUGUUUGUUUUUUUUCCCCGAAUUGUAUUACCUUUUUCCCCUCAUUUUGUGCAGUCUUAUUUUCUUAUUCUUUGUCCCGCUGUUUUGAGAUAAAUUUCAAGUGGGAUUGACUACCUACGAACAUUUCCUGUUGCAAAAACACCACAGCCAGCGUCCUCAUGCUAAACAAGAGUAGUUUUUAUUUGGUUUGAUAUGACUACCUUACUAAUUGCUCGGAUUUGCAUUCGCCCCCUUGUGGCCGGGAGGCCUAGGCAUAUUGCAUGACAGACCUGGCACUGAAAUUGUAAUUGCUUUUGUAACCCCCCCAGUCUACUUUCUGAUUACGCUUUCCUUUUAGUUCCUGCAUAAAGUAAUAUUUGUGAUUCAGUUAUGUAUGGUCUGGCCCUUCUUACUCUUGCAAAGCAAUAUAUAUAUAUGUACUUCAGUGGCUUUCGGACCUUUCUUUGGUCCUAAAUGGCUGCGGGCCUGCAGUCGAGUUUCAAAGGUUUGCCUCAUCCUGGUUGUGAAUGACCUUGCGCCAGUCACGCCGGCCACUGAAUCCUGUGCAAUUGAGCACCACAUUGCUUUUCAUUUCCCUGCCAGCAGUAACCAGCACCCAGAUCGCUGGUGCCGCCGAAAGGCCAAGCAAAUCCCCCCCGUUGGCAGUUUCUUUUCAUAUACAUAAUUAUAAAUAUAUAUAAAUAUAUACAAACAGUUGUAGCUGUUUCAAAACAGAUUUCAAACUGUUUUUGUUUGUUUUUUUGUAAAAAAAAAAUUUAUAAGAAAAAAGGAAAAAGCAAAAAAAUAACUAAAAUAAAAAAUCUGAAGUAGCUUAAAAGCAUGAGGAAUUUUGUACAAAAGCAAAACCAGUAAAAACUUGUCUAAAUGGCUUAGGAUUUACAUUAUCUUCGUAAUUUUAAUGCAACCCAUCCUCGUGUUGAGUUGUCGGUGUGUAUAUAUAUAUACAUAUACUUUUUCUUUGCUCUGUAUUUUUAAUCUCUAGCUGGUCCCAAAUGCAUAAUUCUUCUGGUUCUUCACUCAUGGCACAAGAUUGGCUUCUUGAACAGAGGUGCACAAGGGGGAGACGGCCCCACCCCCUUGAUUUGUAACAGAAUCAUAAAUGAUAUUUUUCUUUUGCCUAUUGUGACUUUUAUUACUUGUUGAAUAGCUGGAGGCUAAUAAAAAAAAAAAAAAAAAAUUCCUAUCUUGAGAAAGUGGGUUGCCUGAACGUAAUAGGGGAGCUGCAUGAGUGGGGGCUUUAAUGGAGGUAAGUGUGCAGUUAUGAAAGGUUUCUGACAAUUCUAUGAAUUGUCAGCUUAAAUGUUCCCAGACUUUUUUUUUUUUUUUUUUCCCCCCCCCCUCUUCAGUAAAUGUGUCCUGCAUCUUUCAGUGUAGGCAACGAGGCAGCAACAAAAUCUGAUGAGAUCUAUUUUUAUGAUGGGAGAAAAGAUAUUCAGUAUGUGGUAUUGUUUUUCUUACUAAUGUCCCCCUCCCCCCGCCCCUUUUAAACAUUACUAUCUUAACUUAGUUUUUCAGCCUCCUUAAGCAAUUUAAGCUUCGUUUAAAGUAAAAUUAAAAAGUAAAAAAAAAAAAAACUUUCUGCCAGCUUGACGGAAGCGAUGGCGGCAAGAGUGGAGACUAAAUUCACAGCUCAAGUAAAAUGACCACCGCUGUCCCUUCUCGUUUUUGUAUUAUAGUGUUAGUGUGUUGCCGCCUAGAAUCUCUUGCUUUAAAAAAAAACCCUCACCUGCCUUUUUUUCUUUGAGAAGAAAAACUAUUACUUCCAUUGUAGAGGAGUUCUCAAAGUUGAUCCAAUAUUACUAUAGUGCUAUCUGUCGUUUUUGUGCUAUUUUGAACAAUUAAAUACCUUUUUUGAAGA